Nymphalis io (European peacock) is the source of this 749-nucleotide messenger RNA. RefSeq names its product DNA-directed RNA polymerase II subunit RPB9 (gene RpII15). Gene Ontology annotation, molecular function: nucleic acid binding; DNA-directed RNA polymerase activity; zinc ion binding. Gene Ontology annotation, cellular component: RNA polymerase II, core complex. NCBI's taxonomy places the organism in Eukaryota, Metazoa, Arthropoda, Insecta, Lepidoptera, Nymphalidae. Gene Ontology annotation, biological process: transcription initiation at RNA polymerase II promoter; DNA-templated transcription; maintenance of transcriptional fidelity during transcription elongation by RNA polymerase II. Bases 168 to 542 code for a protein of 124 amino acids. The transcript has a single exon. The record is from RefSeq and is a predicted model, not a curated record.
CAAUUAAUAACUUGUCACACGGAAUCGGAGUCUAUGUUUUGUGUGGAAUUUGAAUACCCUAAGCUUUAUUUAUACCGGUGAAUUUUCGCGAAAGUUAUGUUAAGUGAAUUAAUACUAAAAUAUUAAUAAAUUCUAAAUUCCGCAGAAACAAAACACAUAAUUUAGAAAUGAAUAUCGGUAGAAAGGAUGGUGGACCGGGCUAUGUUGGUAUUCAGUUCUGCCAAGAAUGCAACAACAUGCUUUACCCGCGGGAAGAUAAAAACAACAAAGUUCUCAUGUAUGCUUGCAGAAAUUGCGAUUAUAAACAAUUAGCGGACUCAAAUUGCGUAUACGUAAACAAAAUUAUGCACGAAGUAGACGAACUGACGCAUAUAAAUCCUGACGUAGUGAGCGAUCCCACUCUACCCCGUACUAAGGACCAUAUGUGUCCAAAAUGCAAUCACAGAGAAGCAGUCUUCUUCCAAGGACAAACGAGACGAGCUGAAGAAGAAAUGAGGCUCUACUAUGUAUGUACCAGUUGUAAACAUAGAUGGACUGAGUAAAUGCCAUUUCCUUGUUUAAUAAAUCAGAGUAAUCAUACAUAUUAAGAUAUCUUGAUAAAUUAUACUUAUCCAUAUAUAAAGUGUACAGCAUCAAAUAUAUGUCCUAUGUGAUAUGUUUUAGAAUAAAAAGAUUUUGAACUUUCUGUACUACAAAUGCAGCAAUUUGGUAAUAUAGGAGUAUUUUUGAAAUAAAAGACCACAAUUUGA